GAGAUGUUCUCGCACUACGUCGCUAAUCAAAUCGGGAUCGAGGAUCCGAACCAGUGCCCCCACCUUUGUACAAUGGCCUACGAGUACCUGAAGAAGAGCGAGGGCUACGAGCAGAAUCUGCUCGCCUUCUUCCACAACAACAUGGACCCGGACGCCCUGCUCGUGAAGCUGAUCGAGGAGCUGGACAGAUGCAUACUCGGCUACUUCUCCUUCCACUGGAAGUGUGCAACCCACGUGAUCACGCAGGUUCUGACAGCAGAGCAACCUAAACGCAAGCUCAGGAGCUUGGUGUUUGAGGCCACUAGGAAGAUGAGGUUCGAGAGGGUGACGAGAGAGCUCAAGGUGACGAGGCUCUUCUCGACUCUGAUGGAGGAGCUCAAGGUGAUCGGGAUAAGCUACCACGACAACCGGCCGCGCUACCCCCCCGCGGAGGUGAUGGUCCCGGCGGCGCAAGGCGACCGCAGCCCGGUGCUGCUCCUGAUGGGCGGCGGCAUGGGCGCCGGCAAGAGCACCGUGAUCAAAGAAAUCAUGAAGGAGAUGUUCUGGUCUGGCGCGGCGGCGAACGCGGUGGUGGUGGAGGCCGACGCGUUCAAGGAGGCGGACGUCAUCUACCAGGCCAUCAACUCCCGCGGCCACCACAACGACAUGCUGCAGACCGCCGAGCUGGUGCACCAGUCGUCGACGGACGCGGCGGCGUCGGUGCUGGUGACGGCGCUGAACGAGGGGCGGGACGUGAUCAUGGACGGCACGCUGUCGUGGGAGCCGUUCGUGCUGCAGACCGUGGCCAUGGCGCGGGAGGUGCACCAGCAGCGGUACCGCAUGGGAGCCGGGUACAAGGUGGCCGCCGACGGGACCACCACCGAGCAGUACUGGGAGGCCGUGGAGGAGGAGGAGGGCGUCGGGCCCAACUGCAGAAUGAAGCCCUACCGCAUCGAGCUCGUCGGCGUCAUCUGCGACGCCUACCUCGCCGUCAUCAGAGGGAUCAGGCGAGCCAUCAUAUGCGGGAGGGCGGUGCGGGUGACCUCGCAGCUCAGGUCCCACAAGCGGUUCGCCUCCGCCUUCCGGAGGUACUGCGACCUCGUCGACAACGCCAGGCUCUACAGCACCAACGCCGUCGGCGGCCCAAAGCUGAUAGCGUGGAAGGACGGGGGCAGCAGGCUGCUGGUGGACGUGGAGGACAUCCAGCUGCUGGACCGGGUGAGCGGCAUCAACGAGGAGGCCAACUGCGUCCACGAGCUGUACCAGAACGGCCACCCCACGGGCGGCGCCGGGUCGGUGUGGGAGGACCUGGUGACGUCGCCGGAGAGGGCGUCCAUACAGCGGGAGCUCAAGGCGGCGAUCCUCAAGAGCGAGGCCUGCUUCCCGUCCCCGUAG
Messenger RNA from Aegilops tauschii subsp. strangulata, 1374 nucleotides. Its product is annotated as calmodulin calcium-dependent NAD kinase-like. The record is from RefSeq and is a predicted model, not a curated record. Gene Ontology annotation, molecular function: kinase activity; ATP binding. NCBI's taxonomy places the organism in Eukaryota, Viridiplantae, Streptophyta, Magnoliopsida, Poales, Poaceae.